CGACGACAGUUUACCAGCCUCUCAUUGGCUGAGAAAUUGAUUGGAAUCGUGGCAUUGCUGUCUUUAAAAAGCUCGACGUUUCCACUGUUCAGCAUUCAGAAUUAGUUCUCGUUUGUUUAAGACAGUCAGCUCAAGGUAACAAGAAAGAUGUACUUCACACUGUUUGUAUGUGUAACGCUGGUAGCGUUGUCGUCGGCGCAAGAUGCGACCGCUAAGCCCAAAGCGAAGAAGUCACCACCAUCGAACCACACCGUCACUGACGAGGUGGAAAUGACAUUUGAAAUCAAGAACUUCGACGGCCAAGGAGAAGACUACCAAGGAACUAUCACUAUCGGUCUGUUUGGCGAAACCGCACCCAUGACUGUUCUCAACUUCAAAGGAAUAUGCCAAGGCUUUAAAAGGGGCGGCUCCAGAGAGAAAAAACUGCACUACAAAAACACCUACUGCCAUCGUUUGGUGAAGGACAUGCUCGUACAGUGCGGUGAUGUCACAACUGGAGAUGGAACCGGAUCCAGGAGUAUCUACGGAGACCGCUUCAACGACGAGAACUUCAUCAUCAGCCACGAGAGCGCCGGCAUCGUGUCCAUGGCCAACCACGGCUCCGACACCAACGGCUCCCAGUUCUUCAUCAGCUUCACCAGGUGUCGCUACCUCGACGGCAGACAUGUCGCCUUCGGGAAGAUCGUCAAGGGAAUGGACGUUAUUGAACAGAUGAACGACAUGGGCCCAGACCAUAGCGGCGCCGCCCCCAGACACGCCAUCAAGCUCACAGAGUGCGAGAUCAAACAAGUCGAACCGUACCAGCUCAGCAGAAAGUUUAUGCAAAGUGACGAUCCCAACAAUGAGUUGUAGAAGAUAUUAAAACUAGUGUUUUUAUAAAAGGCAUUUUUGUUUUCAAACAGAAAGUUGCAUAACAUAAUUAUAGGAAGAAACAUGAAUCAUGUAUUUGUGAUAUACAGACUGUAUAGAUCAUCCAAAUAGAUCAUUAAACUUGUUAAUAUAAAUCAUUUGUAAUAAAGAGAAAAUAAAAGCAACUGCGGUCUUGCGUACUUAAAUGGGAAAAAAAAAUUGGUAUCUUCAUUAGAGUAGCCACCCCUGGUAUGCUUGUCAAUUAUUCAUCUUAAUAUAUAAUUUAUGACAUGUGACAAUGAUUUUAAAGCUGGCAUUAAACAUAAUACUUCAUAUCGAAAUUGACUUUGUUAAUCUUGAAUUAAGACACAAAUAUUUUAAGUAAUUUUAUUUCGGAUCAUGGGAAGCAAACGGAGAAUAGUUUCCUUGGUAAGUGCGGAUGUAAACCAUAUAUUUGCAAAUACAUUUCAGUUCUUAGACUCCAGACGAUUUUGAAAGUUAUUUAUUCACCAUUAAGUAGCAAUGAACAAAUGUUGUGAUGUACGAAUGAUCGCUUUUUUGUAAUAAAAUUCAUUGAAAGUGAAAA
Molecule: messenger RNA, 1435 nt
Organism: Gigantopelta aegis
Lineage: Eukaryota; Metazoa; Mollusca; Gastropoda; Neomphalida; Peltospiridae
Product: peptidyl-prolyl cis-trans isomerase slr1251-like
Exons: 5
Coding region: 148-852 (234 amino acids)
Biological process (GO): protein peptidyl-prolyl isomerization
Cellular component (GO): intracellular membrane-bounded organelle
Molecular function (GO): peptidyl-prolyl cis-trans isomerase activity
Source: RefSeq, a predicted model, not a curated record